AUCCAGAACUGUAAGCACUUUCAACUUUUGACAGGAAGCGGCUGGAACUUGUGGAAGCCUGUGCUGCUGUGCAUGACUCUUGAGUGAAGAGUUAUAAGACUUCUACAGCGCGAGUAUGUAUUCCUGAGGCUGUAGGCUGUAUAUGCGUGCAUGGAUGCUCAUUCAUGCCAGCGGUGGUCCGUUGUGGUCCCUUGUCUGACUUUAAUGUGGAGUUUGUAAGCAGGUGCGAGCCAGAAAUUUCAGGUUCAGCACUGUACAGGGGGUUUGUAUUGAACUAGUCAUGCCAAUGGCGGCCUUCGACACUCAAAGCUGAAACUUCAGGAGGCCUUGAAGAAGGCACAAGAACAGCUGAGGAUACGCGAGUGCCAUUUCACCGAUCAACGAGGGAUUCGCUUAGGAGACGUCAUCGUGUCUCCGAAACAAUGGCUGUCGGUGCAUUUGGUGGACGAGGCGUGGGCUUUGGAUUUGGAGCUGGCUGUGGGUUUGGAGUGGGAUGGGGAUUCGGUGGAGCCCCGCUGCAGACAUUGGGGAUCGGUGCAGGUGGCGGCUGCGGCAUUGGACUUGGCUUAGGUUGGGGUUUUGGACUUGGAUAUGGGGCACGUUACAUCGAUUCGAAACCUCGAUUUCAUGGCAUUGUCUUCAAUGGUGAUACAGAAGUCAUAGAUGAGCAGUCUUCAAGAACGCUUUCUAAAAAGGAUUGAUCAGUCAAUCAACCCAGGGCCCCGCGGUCAGAACAAAAACUUUGUAAGUGAUGUACUGCAGUGCUUUAACCAGUAUUUCUCUUAGCAGUGAGAAACCGAAUCUCUUCAAUUCGUUCGUGUGGUAUGGUGCAGGCGGAAGCCUAUUGCUUAUCCUUAGGCCACGGCCUGGGCCUGUAACUUUGUAAAGAGAAGGGUUGCUGAUUCUGAAUGGCCAGCUAGAGGUCAUUGGCGUCGUCACCGAGUGCUUUACCUGUGUGUAUAACUAGCUAAGUUCCUCAUGCAUUUAAUUACGUAAUUCGAGC
Messenger RNA from Klebsormidium nitens, 1003 nucleotides. The record is from the annotation of a GenBank genome assembly. NCBI's taxonomy places the organism in Eukaryota, Viridiplantae, Streptophyta, Klebsormidiophyceae, Klebsormidiales, Klebsormidiaceae.